UUGGAGACAGAGCUCUGAAGGGUGUGUUUUAUGUACCACUGCAGAUCCAAUGCAAUACAAGACUUUAGAAUAGGAAUGAGACAGACGACAGAGCUGCAAAGAUGCUGAGAUAAAGAAAAGAUAGAGAUAGGAAUGUGAUGAGGAGAAAACAGACGGGAUAAAUCAACGGGAUAAAAGACAGGUGGAGAUAAAGAAAGAGGAGGAACACCUGCAGAGAUUAAACUACUAUUACCAAUGAAAGCCAAUACUGUUGUGUGCUACCGGCUUAAAGAAAUUCCACCUGUCAGAGGUUCUGAUGAAAAGGUCCAACCCUCCCAUUUUUAAAGCAUUCUGUUUUUGUGGCAGCCAUCUACGUAAAAAUCUCUUAAUUGCAAGUUGGCUGCAGAAGGAGGGAUUGUUGAAACGUCAGAGAGAAGCACACAGUUUCAGGAUCCUCAGUCAGACACUCGCCUCACACCACAACAACAGAUCCCUGGAAGACCAAAUUAAGGCACACAGUUGUUAACCCAUCGCCUGCCUCCAGCAGGCCUCCCUGGAGACUGUCUGGCUUGGUGCAUGAACUGGGAGGUUCUGUGUAGUCCCGUGUUGAUGAACGUGUGGGUGUUUUUUGUCACUUUUGAUGGGACAUUAAGAGAUGUGCGUGUCACAGCAUCCGUGGAUGGGCUGUAGGGGGCCAUACUCCCCUGUUCUCCCCCUCAUCCUCCUCCCUUUGUCCUUCCUGCUUGCUCAGGGAGCUAUCAUCCUCCCAGAACAUUAUAAGUUACAAACCUUGGAAACUCUUCCCAACCUGACACAGGUGCCGAUAUCGGUAACAGCGUUUUCUCGAGAAGAUAUCAUCCUGAAAUGUGAGGCCACUGGUAACCCAACGCCCCAGAUCCGCUGGGAAAAGGAUGGGAAACAGUUUGGUCCAGAGCAGACAGGGUCCAGUGUUGUUGACGCCUCAGAACAUGAAGAUAUGCCCCUGGAUUCAUUUGCAGGCAUCUACCAAUGCUUUGCCGCCAAUCACAAGGGGACCGCUGUGACACAAACUGCAAAGGUUAUAGUAGAUUCUGUUCCGCUUGUAACAAAAGAAAAUGAACUCCACAAGACGGCAUUCGUAGGAGAGAGCAUCAUCCUGACCUGCAACCCUCCAAAGAAGUCCACUACUCCUCAGGUCUACUGGAUGGGAAAAAAAAUGCGACACAUCGACCAGACUGACAGAGUUAUUAUUGGCCUGGAUGGGAAUUUGUAUUUUGCAAAUCUUCUAAAGAGCGACAGCCGUAAAGACUACAACUGCUAUGCUCAAUAUGAGGAAGCCAGGACUGUUAUCCUUGUGACUGUUGCGAAACUCAACGUUGUGUCAAGUAACGAUGUUAUGCAUGAAAAAAAACCACAUCUCCUCCAGCCCCAAGGUUCCCAUACUGUAAAGCAGGCCCUCAGGGGUCAACGUCUCACCCUCGAAUGCAUCCCUAAAGGCCUGCCGACACCCAAGGUGGAAUGGGAGAAAACGGAUGGUGAUCUCAAGACCACAAGUGCCAGAAUUGAAACCUUUAAUCGCUGGCUUCAUUUUGAGAGCAUCACUGAAGAUGAUGAAGGGGAGUACAAAUGUAGGGCUCACAACAGUCAUGGGAAUGCAACACAUUCCUUUACUGUUACUGUAAAAGCUGCUCCCUACUGGACCAAGGAGACCUCAGAUCUGAUGUAUGCACCAGGGGAAACUGUCAAACUCGACUGUCUGGCCAAGGGGAACCCAGAGCCCACCAUUUCCUGGAGUAUCAACGGCCAAUCGCUAGCAGUGGUGGAUGACGAUCCACGGCGUAUCGUAACAAGGACUGCUCUUAUACUGAGGGAUGUGAAGACGUCUGACACAGCCGUCUAUCAGUGUGAGGCCACCAACAUGAACGGCUCCAUCAUCCAGAAUAUCAACCUGUUUGUUGUUGAGCUUCCUCCUCAGAUCUUGUCUUCUGAUGGGAUAGUGUACAAAGUAUUUGAAGGUGAAGACGUCUACAUGCAGUGUGAAGCCUUUGGUGUUCCCCUACCAGACAUUUCAUGGUUCCGUGAGGAUGAUAUUCCUCUGCUCUCAGAUCAACGUGCUUCCCUGUUUACUAAUGGAACUAUUGGGCUGGGUAACGUCUCCCAUAAUGACCAGGGACUGUAUACCUGCUCUGUUGAUAACACCAACAUCUCCAUUACUGCUAACCUGGAAGUUUUCAAUCGAACUGUGAUCCAUAAAGGUCCUCAGGACAUCCACGUCCACAGAGGAGAAUCUGCUUUCCUGGACUGUCUUUUCUACAAAGAUCCUCGACUGCUUAAAUACGAGGUCCAUUGGAAGAAACAUGGACAGAAUCUGGACUCAACAAUGGACAAAAAGUACACUAUGUUCAACAAUAACACAUUAAAAGUGAAAAAUGUCCAAAUAGAAGACACAGACAAUUACUCCUGUGAGGUCAGAACCGAAUCAUUGGGCCAGGUGACAGCCACAGGCUCCAUCACUGUUAUAGCUCCACCGGAACCUCCCAGCUCACUAACGCUUUCCGUUGACAACGACUACAGUGUCACGCUCAGCUGGAUCCCUGGAGCCUCAAACAACAGCCCCACUACAGAGUUCAUUGUGGAAGCCCAAGAGCAGCCCCAGACAGAUAGCGGGAACCCAAGAUGGCAGGUGCUGAAGGAGAUACCCGGGGAUUUCAGUCACAUCCAGCUCAGCCUGCAGUCCUUCUGCAUUUACCGCUUCAGGGUUAUCGCUGGUAAUGAAGUUGGCAGGAGUCACCCAAGCAAAGCAACCAACAAGCACGCUACACCACCUACAGUUCCAUAUUCAAACCCCAUUAAUGUGCGCACUAAUUCAACAGAACCAGGGAUUCUGCUCAUCACGUGGGAUGAGAUGGAAAAGCGUCUCCACAACGGCCAGGACUUCCGGUACCAGGUGUUCUGGCGGGAGGCUAACAGCCAAAACACAAACUGGGAAAGUUCCUAUGUCAAGUCUCCUCCGUUUAUAGUAAAUAACACUGGAACCUUCACACCGUUUGAGAUCAAAGUCCAGGCUGUCAAUGCAAAUGGAUCAGGACCUGCACCAGAGGCGAGGACCGGACAUUCAGGGGAGGACAAGCCAGAGGAGCCUCCCACCGGAGUUUCUUUCACUGUGAUGAACAGCACGGUCAGAGUGACGUGGAACGAAGCGCAGAACGUCCGUGGUCAUCUGCUGGGCUACAAGAUAUACAUCAGAAGGUUGGGUCCCCACAGUGCACGAGAGAGGAGGUCGCUUGGCAAACAUCACCACAUGAAGGAAAGAGACAGACUGGAGAAACACAAACCGACGAACGGGGACAGCAGGGUGGUGCAUGUCCAUGGUGCAAAGACUUCAGCUGAAGUCACUGAUCUGCGUCUGUUCUCCCAUUAUGAGCUGAAGCUCACUGCCUUUAACAGCAAAGGGGAGAGCCCUCCUUCCCCUCCUGCACAUUUCAACACCCCAGAGGGAGCUCCUGGUCCUCCUUCAUCACUGAGGUUUGAAAGCCCCACAGAUACCUCAUUGGUUCUUUACUGGACUCCUCCAGAAGAAAUCAACGGAAAACUUAAGGGAUAUAGAGUUCUGUACCAGAAAGUUUCAAUGGGUGACGACAGUGAUGUGGUGAUGAGGGAGAUCCCAGACCCCAAAGUAGACUCCUUUGAACUCAAAGAUCUGGAUCCCAGCAGCUCUUACCUCUUUAAAGUUAUCGCCCAAACUGCUGCAGGAGACGGUCCUGCCAUUGAAAGGAUCAGCGCCACCCUACUAGAAGGAGCUCCUCCAUCAAACAUCACGGUAGUUUCCGGUAAUACGUCAUUCAACCUAAGCUGGGUCCCUGGAGAGCGCCACAGAAACCAUGGUUUCCAAAUCUCCUACCUCAGGAAGAGUGCUGGCGGUCAGUGGGGAAAAUCAGAGCUACUCAACUCCACGCAAGGUUUCUAUUCGCUGUCAGGACUCCAACCAGGAACAGAAUACAGCCUAAUGAUUGACCAUGAUAACAGCACCCUGUGGCAAGGGGUGUUCCGAACCGUAGGACCAGUGCCGUCAGAAAUGCCAGGCAGGUUUGCCACCCAGGGCUGGUUGAUAGGACUGAUAAGUGCCAUCCUGCUUCUGAUCUUGAUCCUCCUCAUCCUCUGUUUGAUUAAGCGCAGAAGGGGUGGAAAAUAUGCAGUGAAGGAAAAAGAAAAAAAGGACAUCGACUUUGACCUUCAGAACAAAGAUGAGACCUUUGGAGAGUACAGAUCCUUGGAGAGUGAUGGAGAUGAGAAGCGCUCUGAUAGUCAGCGCUCUCUGUGCGACGACAGCAAGCUGGGGAGCGAGGACUCCCUGGCUGAAUACGGAGACAGUGUGGACAUCCAGUUCAACGAGGAUGGCUCCUUCAUCGGCCAGUACAGCGGCCGUGCCGCCGUCCCCCAUGGCAACGAGAGCUCAGGUCCGGCUUCCCCAGUCAAUCCGGUCCCGCCGCCCCCCUUUGCUCCGUCCAUGUCGAGCAUCAUCAACCGGCCGAGUUAGAUCCACAAACAGCACCAAAAGUGUACACCUAUACAUGCAUGCCUGCAGCAAAAUGGAAAAGGGACUGAGUUCUCCCAAAUCCACUGCCUGUUUCAAACACAUUCAACAAUAGACUGUUUACUGGAAGCAUUUUCCUUUUUCCUCCUCUUGUUUACAGGUUUUACUCUGGAUAUAACCACAAACCUGCUAACUGCAAGAUGAAGACAGUCUGGAGCUCCUAAAUAAGCUCCAGGCUCAUUUGGCUCGUGAUAUAUUUAGAGGUAAACCCACAAAUAUAUCUUUUUAAUAUUAAUUUAAGCGUCUGUUUUGAUUUGAAUGCAGUGAGUAAAAGUUUACCAAACAAGUUUACCUUUUCAGCAUCACUGCCAUAUUUUUGUUUCACAAAAACUUGGAGUUAGCAGAUUUGUAAUAAUGACACACAGGACUACUCACUAAACUGAUAAUUUAAUUGCACUGUAGCUGUAGCUAUAAUUCCUUAGAAUGUUACAAAUCUUUGACAGUUAAAUAGUGAAGGGUUUUAAAAACUGGUGCAGACAAGACCAUUGGAGGUAAAAAUAUGAAGCAUUUAUUUUUUUUUCUACCAUAAAUAUUUAGCCUGGUUGAUUACUUUUGUUUGUUUUUACUUAACCAUCACCAUUUCUUUAUAAGACAAUUUUUUUAUGUAUUCAUAGACAAACAGUGGAGAACAAGAGCCCCUAGAAAAGAUGCAGAUUUUCUUUUAAAGGUGAUGAAACGGUAUUAACCACUGCUUCUCUGUGCAGCUUCAGUGUGCGACUAAAUCACAUAAUCAAAGUAAAGUAUGGAUCUGGCAUUUACUUUUCGGUGAUAUUUUUUAUUUCAGCAGAAUUGAGCUGCAUCUUGAAUGUGCCUCUUAGUUUUCCAAAUGAAAAGAUGUAUCAUAAGAUAAGUAAUUCAAUUGACCAGCAGAUGGCUCCAGUUUUAAGUGAUGAAAAUGGUUUUAAGCCAUGACUUAAGUUCCACUCGCAUCCUUAAACUGGAGUCUGGGUCUUCAGAAGGUUUAGUUGGGAUAAUUCAGACAGCAAUGCGCUCCUAUGCACGCAAAUACAGCUCAUAAAGUAGAUGCAGGUCCACAGGAGAAGAAAGCAUGAAUGGAUAAAAUUAUGGAGGCAGAAAGAGAAUCUAAUGUUUCCUUCUCUGAAUGUAAAUAAAACCUUAAGAUUGUCUUUUUUUUACUUUAUACAGCUUCUUUUAUAAAAUAACCAAAUUGUUGUAAUUAUCUAUUGACGUGUUUGAUUUUGAGCGUUUGUAAGCUACAGACCUCCCACCCAACGUCCUCUGCUGUUGACUUUUCCUCUCGUGUCACUUAGUAGCUCGAAGCUUCUUUAGAGAAGAAUAGAUUCAUAGAGAAUUCAACCCUCUUCCUGUUUCCUUUUCUAGUGCUUAGAAAUGCAGAAGAAAUACAGAUUAUCAUAACAUCCUCUGACAUAACGUAAUAUUAUUAGAAAUGCCAGAGCUCUUUUAAAUGGAUUUGGAUGAGAAGUAUGGAGGCUUUCUGAUGAAUCAGCUCAGGGAACUGAUCAGAAGGCUCCAUCUGAUGGUUUCGUCCCAGACAAGAAGGCCAGCUCUACAGAAGCUGUACACCAGGGGUUCAAACUGGGACAAACAAACUCAGUCCCAGAAAAUAUCCGAUGGGAGAAAGAGAAUACGCUGCAAUACUGAGAUGUGCUAACUAACCUGCUUGUUGCAUUGUGCGCUGUACUGUAAGCUGGCAAACUAACCUCAGAUUGUCAUCUAAUGAAUAAAACAUGGACAAUGCAUAAACAAC
This is a messenger RNA of Cyprinodon tularosa, 6281 nucleotides long. Its product is annotated as neural cell adhesion molecule L1.1-like. The transcript is spliced from 30 exons. Gene Ontology annotation, biological process: cell-cell adhesion. Bases 635 to 4495 code for a protein of 1286 amino acids. NCBI's taxonomy places the organism in Eukaryota, Metazoa, Chordata, Actinopteri, Cyprinodontiformes, Cyprinodontidae. Gene Ontology annotation, molecular function: protein binding. The record is from RefSeq and is a predicted model, not a curated record.